GCUAUAAUGAAAUAGCGGGGAAAAGGUGCAGGUUCAAACAUAUUAAUACAAAAGGUAAUGUGACCACAGUGCGUCCGGAAAAAAGCAGCUAGCAACAUUACGGGAUUUGUUUUGGCCUGUGUCGGUGAAAACGUAACGUUGACGGGAUGGACGCUUUCCCCCAUAACGGAGAAGUUGCGGAAGUUUCCGACAAACUGGAGAAGUCUUUAUCCAUGGACACAGGUGACAGGAUGGAAACUUACCAAAGAUUCAUUCGAGAGGGCAAAGCUGUUGCCAGACAUGGAGACAUGCACAAAGCGCUAGAGUUCUUCAAACUGGCGUACAAUAUUCACCAGAGUCAAAAACUUGAAAGCAGGAUGAAGAAAAUCAAAGACUUUCUUGCUCAAAAUGACUCUGAGGAAGAAAAUAAUGAGUUUGUCAACGUCAACAACAGUGGUUUAAUGCUUUUCAAAGAGCUCCAUGAUAAACUUUAUGAUUACCAGAGAAAUGGAAUCACCUUCUUGUACAGUCUUUACAGAGAUAAUCGUAAAGGUGGGAUCUUAGCAGAUGACAUGGGUCUGGGUAAAACCAUUCAGGUGAUAUCCUUCCUUUCUGGCAUGUAUGAUAAUAAGUUGGUUAAACACACACUGCUGGUCAUGCCAACUUCACUCAUCACUAACUGGACCAAGGAAUUCGCCAAAUGGACCCCUGGUAUGAGGGUCAAGGAGUUUCAUGGUGACAGCAGAGAGAGAACCAGGAAUUUAGAGAAGGUCCAGAGGCAGGGUGGCGUCAUCAUCACAACAUACACCAUGCUCAUUAACAACUGGCAGCAACUGUCGUUGUACCAUGACAAAGAGUUCACAUGGGACUACAUGAUCCUGGAUGAGGCACACAAGAUUAAAAGCCCAACUACCAAGACAGCCAAAAGUGCCUCUGCUAUACUGUCUAAAAACAGAGUUCUUCUCACAGGAACUCCAGUGCAGAACAACCUGAGAGAAAUGUGGGCGCUGUUUGACUUCGCCUGUCAAGGAAGUCUUCUUGGAACUGCUAAAACCUUCAGAUCUGAGUAUGAGAACCCCAUCACCCGUGCCCGGGAGAAGGACGCCACUCCAGGGGAGAAGGCUCUUGGUUUUCGCAUGUCUGAGAACCUUAUGGCCAUAAUAAAACCCUAUUUCCUUCGCAGGACCAAAUCAGAAGUGCAGAAAAACAAAAUGAACUGUGCUCCUUCAGUGGAACAAGCAGACAAGCAGAGCCACAAUCCUGAAAAUGACUCCGGAGCAGCCAUGCCCACGCUGACGAGGAAGAAUGACUUGAUCAUCUGGACCUAUUUGAGCACUGUUCAGGAAGACAUAUACAGGCAGUUCCUUUCACUAGACCACAUUAAGGAGCUGCUCGUGACCACCAGAUCCCCCCUGGCUGAACUAACCAUUCUGAAAAAGCUGUGUGACCACCCAAGAUUGCUGUCAACUGGAGCCAUAGCCAAGUUGGGCCUGGAGGAACGUGCAGCUGAGAGCCAGUAUAUGGACAAUGUAGAUCCUGACAGUCACAGCAUCUCCAACGUUCCUGAUGACACCUUAAUAUCAGAGUCUGGGAAGCUUGUUUUUCUGUUUGCACUCCUUGACCAACUCAGGCAAGAAGGCCACCGCACACUGGUCUUUGCUCAUUACAGGAAGGUGCUUGACAUCAUUGAACGCAUUCUGGGCAACAGAGGCUUCAAGGUCCUGAGACUAGACGGCACGAUAACACAGAUUGUAGAGAGAGAGCGGCUUAUUUCCUUGUUCCAGCGAGAUGAGCGUUACUCUGUCUUCCUUCUGACCACCCAGGUUGGUGGGGUUGGCAUUACCUUGACUGCAGCAACCAGAGUAGUCAUCUAUGAUCCAAGCUGGAACCCAGCGACAGACGCCCAGGCCGUUGACAGGGCGUAUCGCAUCGGGCAAACCGAAAACGUUGUCAUAUACAGGUUGAUUACCUGCGGCACAGUGGAGGAGAAGAUUUACAGACGACAGGUUUUCAAAGACUCCCUUAUCAGACAGAAUACCGGAGACAAGAAGAACCCGUUUCGAUAUUUCAGCAAACAGGAGCUGAAGGAGCUGUUCACUCUUGAGGACACGCGGUGCUCGUCCACACAGCUGCAGCUUCAGGCCCUGCAUUCUAGACACCGAUGGACGGACCCCGAACUGGACGAGCACAUUGCUCACCUACACGGCAUGGACAUGUUUGGCAUCUCUGAUCACGAUCUCAUGUUCUCACUUGAUGUCAACCAGGAAGAGGCUCCAGAAAACCUGGAGGAGCACCAGUACAUCGAAGGUCGAGUUCAGAAGGCGCGAGAGCUGAUGAAGGCAGAAUCGGAGUUGCAAAUGCAGCUGGCAGAGACCAUGGCAGAGGGCACAGAACCAGCCUGGCUCAGACGGCCAACGGACGCCAAUAGCAAAGUCACACAACCAAGCCCUUCGCAUUCACAAAUUGACAGCAACUUUAAGGGCUCACCAGCUGUAGUGGACUUGGAUCAGUCGAGUUCUGACAAGGAGAACAGCCUAUGGAAUCAAAGUAACCACGUUAUUCAUCUAACUGCAGAUGAGAGUAUGAGAGAGAAUCAACCUGCUGUAGACGUAAGCCAGGACGGAGCUGACACCACUGACCAGGCGGUUCCCCAGAGGUCUGUAAUGGAGGCUACAUAUGCUGCAGACAUCUCUGGUCAGGAACUACUGCGCCGGACUGUCACUUCUGAGGCUGCAGACGUCUGCGUGCAGGAACGACUGGACCGGUCUGUCACUUCUGAGGCUGCAGACGUCUGCGGUCAGGAACGACUGGACCGGUCUGUCACUUCUGAGGCUGCAGACGUCUGCGUGCAGGAACGACUGGACCGGUCUGUCACUUCUGAGGCUGCAGCAGGUGAAGGAAGUCUACUAUAUAUUACAACAGUUGUAGAACAUGAACAGCCGAUUACCAGGACCCUACAGUCCCUGUACGGCACCAAGAUAGAUCCGAGCUGUCCUAUCACACAACUGAAGAACAAAAAACUGUCUGUCUUGCAGGCAUCAAAUUCAAGCUUCAAAGCAGACGCAUCAUCCAGAGUGAGCACUGGGGUUGAGUCCUUUGAAGGCAACUUCAAUUUGCAGCUGGAAGACAGUGACAUGUUUUUAGACCAUGAAGUUGUCAAUGACCAAGAGAGCGAAGCUGAGGAAAGGAAGCUGCUGUCACAGUUGCAGAUGGAUGGGACAUUUGAUGUCAAUAAGUCUCUUUCUGAGAUGCAACACAGAGAAGCACUGGGCAAUAAAAUGCACGAGUCGAUGAAUGAUUCUGUUAUAAUAAUUAGAAAAAAACGAGUUGCAGUAAUUUACGAUAGUGAAGAUGAAGGUGAUGUUGAGAGGCAGGAUUUGGUAAAGGGUCAACUUGAAAACUCCUUCAAGGCGCUUGGUGCCUCAACACCUAAAUCGGUUCCCUCUGCUUCCCCUUCUUUGAGACGGAGCGGUAGAGGAAACACCUCUGUGGCUUCUCAUCUGUCACUACUACAGUCAAUCAUCCAAGACCUGGACAACCAGCAGGACAUGGUUGAUGAAAAGGAAGCAAGUGAUGAUGGAGAUGGUUCAAAGAAGUAUUCUGAUGAGGCUGAAGAGGAGGAGGACAUCAUUGGCCAUGACUAUGAGCUUCAGCUGGAGGAAACAACUGGAAUGACCAUAAACACAGAGGAGGAAAUGAGCAGCAAUCUUGAGUUAUCAACCAGUGAACCAGAACUUGAAUCCACAGAGCGGAUGGAGCAGUGCACCAUUGAUUCAGGAGUCACCACCAAUGUGUUUGAGCAAUCUGAGAGCUACCACUCCUUAGUAUGCAGAGGGAGGCAGAGCUACAGUCAGGGGAAGCUGGAUGACGCGCUGGGCUUCUUCCUGAGAGCUAUCGACAUCCAGCCUGGAGAUCCCGAAAUUCAGCUCAUGACCAUCCAGCUAUACCGACAGCUCAGCCAGAGAACGUAGCAUAUCCCAGGACUCCUGAGGGAACAGCGUGCUAGGUUUUGUCUUGGUACUUAAUUUUUUUUAUUGUCUUCUGGUGCUCGAUGACUUUGUUUCUUCUUUAUUUCUUUAACAUAUCUGGAACUACAAUGAGCAGGUGUUAAUCAGUCAACUGUUUUCUGCUUUAUAUAUGUAAGUGUAUCAUAACAUAUAACAUAAUGAAUAUGAGGCAGAGUCACAAUGUAGAAAACCUUUGAGCCAAAGAAACCGUGUGAUGCCCUGACAUGUUUUGGGACAGAAUGGAGCCAAGUGGUUCAGAGGAGGAAUGAAUGUACUCAAUCCAGGCUUCCACAGAUCCACAGAUUAUCUUUAUUGAUCAGAUAAAUUCUGGUUAUUAUGCAAUAACUAUAUGUUCUGCAUGUUUCAAUCUAUGGCUAAAGGUUUCAACUGGUGACAAUGUUUUAAUGUCUUGUUUCAAAACUUAAAACAGAAAUAAUUCUGGAGUUGAAGUCAGAAUAUUAACAUUUCAGUCUCAACAUUCCAACUAAUAAAAUGUGUUCGAAAAUGAUCCAUUUCUUAUAUGUGCAGGAUGUCCAAUGUCGCACAGAUAUUAUUUCUUACCAGUAUGUUGCAGUGGU
Messenger RNA from Betta splendens (Siamese fighting fish), 4564 nucleotides. RefSeq names its product excision repair cross-complementation group 6-like (gene ercc6l). Gene Ontology annotation, molecular function: ATP binding; ATP-dependent chromatin remodeler activity; DNA translocase activity. NCBI's taxonomy places the organism in Eukaryota, Metazoa, Chordata, Actinopteri, Anabantiformes, Osphronemidae. The transcript has 3 exons. The coding region runs from base 147 to 3950 and encodes 1267 amino acids. The record is from RefSeq and is a predicted model, not a curated record.